Molecule: messenger RNA, 718 nt
Organism: Rhodofomes roseus
Lineage: Eukaryota; Fungi; Basidiomycota; Agaricomycetes; Polyporales; Fomitopsidaceae
Exons: 3
Coding region: 101-466 (121 amino acids)
Source: RefSeq, a predicted model, not a curated record
CGUGCCCUCGCAUUUGGUGUCACAAUUGCAGUGACAGACAACGUUCGGCCGCGAACUAUUGUAGGGCCUGUCGACGUGCUUGAACGUAGAGCGUCUCUCUAUGAAGAGCGUGUUCGUGUUUAUCUUUGGAGCGAUGUUGGAAACGAGCAGAUGCAAAAGAGACAUAGGCGCUACAUGUCUUCUGAUCGACAGUAGACGAGAACGUGCCAAUGCCGCCACAAGCCACAAAAUAGCCCGAAAUGGACGUCGCCUACUCACAUCAAAGCUGCACCAUGCGUACUUCACCUCGCUCGCAAUCUCUCUCCACCGACCGUGCAGGCAUGGCGCAAGAUGCUUCUGGAAAGCCACGCUCUUCUUCACUAGACCCCGCGGGCGCUGCACAGGUUGCAGCACUGCGGGGGAUCCUCAAAGACCCUGCACCGCGCUCUCAACACCGGACUGCCUCGCCGGUUCGAGGCAUCCUUAAGAAGCCGUCACUGCUCCCCGACGCUUUCACCCCUGCUUCUAUCGACACUACGCACCACGAUACUGCUCCACCUCAUCGCAAUGGGACUCCGCGACAGCGGCCUCCCUCCGAUGCCGACGGGGAGUACACUCGCAGCCCGCACAGGCGCGCUACCUCCGUUUCCACGCGCAAAUCCUCCCUAUCGUCGCAGUCAGAGAGACCCUCGACGAUGAAGUCCAAUCUCAGUGGUGCACCUGCAAAGAAGGGUGGUGU